AUGCAAUUCUAAUAAUUAAUGCCCGUAGGAUAUGUGAAACAACCUCCUCUUAAGACAUUUGUUAUUGCGAAGAUUAAGAAGGAAAAUACUGAGAAAUAGAUAAAACUGUAUAAACAAAAAUAUCACCAAUACUUCUAUCAGCAUGAUUAUCUGAAAUUGGUUAAACAAGGUAAAGAGAAGGAUCAUGUAUUGAUGUUAUUUUGUUUUCCAGAAGACUUAGAGAAGAUGAAGGUGGACUUUGAAGUGGAGGAAUAUAUUGAAAUUGAAUUGCCAAGCAUUGCCCCUAUUCACAAAGAUUAGAAGUCUCUGUAUAAUGACUAUUGGAAUAUCUUGCAUCCGAAUUACGAGUAUCCGCAUAAGCAAAACAAAGAUGCAGCUCUGAGAAUGCAAUAGAUUUUAGAUACCAAAGUCACAAGGAAUAAAUGCAUCCUCUAUGAUGAGGACAACACUAUUGUGAUUGAAGCAGAAGAUGAAACGCACAUCAAUAAUGCUAGACAUUGUGUCAUGGUAGCAAUGGAGAAGUUGGCAGAACACAACAAAAAUGAGAAUCAAUAGAAGCACUUUCAUGAUUUAUAGUAUUAUGCUAAAGAAAUGACUUUGGUAAUAUACUUUGAACCAUGCAUAAUGUGUGCUAUGGCUUUGGUUCAUUCAAGAAUUAAGGAGGUGUAUUACUACCAAAAGAGAGUGGUAGAUGGAGGACUCAAUGAUCAAUUAUAACUUAAUAACCUGAAACAACUAAAUCAUAAAUAUUUAGUGUUCUAUUAGCAUUGA
Paramecium tetraurelia is the source of this 771-nucleotide messenger RNA. RefSeq lists its product as uncharacterized. Gene Ontology annotation, molecular function: tRNA-specific adenosine-34 deaminase activity. The transcript has 2 exons. Lineage: Eukaryota; Ciliophora; Oligohymenophorea; Peniculida; Parameciidae. The record is from RefSeq and is a predicted model, not a curated record. Gene Ontology annotation, biological process: tRNA wobble adenosine to inosine editing.